GUUCUCUUCUUCACCUUUGUUCGGCCAGGUUGCCCGGUUUACAAUCUUUACACCUUUCGUUCGUAUUCUUUGGGUUGGCCUUACUCUCUUGAAAGCAGGUAAAGUAUAUGAUCAUUGAAACGGGUUAUCACUGACAUCGACCCCAGAACACACAUCUCCUCCACGAACAUUUUCAGAACCAUGUUCUCCACAAUCGCUACUUCUUUCGUUGCCUUUGCUCUUGCCACUGGUGCUAUGGCCGGCCCUCUGGCCGCUAAGCGUACACUCGGGAAGCGCCAUUCAUGUGCAUGCAAUAAAACAUCGUCUGACCAUACAACAGCUGCUCGUGGUGAAAUCUCAUUCGACAACUGGGGCGGCAUCAGCUCCCUCCAAGGAUUCGAUAACUUCUACGGCUCUGAUGACUUCGCGCACUACAAGCACUUCUCGCCAGUUGUUGUGCGCCAGGACGAGCCUGAGCUCGUCUGCCACUCCGAGCAAGUCGUUAUCGUCCAACAACGCCUCGCGGUCUUGCAGGAGAUGGCCAAGAAAAUCAUCACCGAGCAGCUUUGCGAAGUUGAGAGCCAGUCGAUUGUCUUCCAACAAUACUACGCUUCCCUUGGAGGGUACAGCCAUGACCUGACCCGUUCCUCUGGUCGCCAUGUUGGCUACGACGGCCAUAUCGCCUCGUACUACAACUCUAUCUACAACUCCGAUGGAAGCCUCUCCAACUACGACUUCAACUUUACCGGAUCGGACAUCGGCUCCAACUAUUACGUGCCCACCAGCAACUGGAACGACCAGACCUCGUACUCGAGCGUCAACAGCGCAUACCAGGCUUCCCAAGCCGCAUCGUACUACUCGUACUAA
This is a messenger RNA of Mycena indigotica, 846 nucleotides long. Its product is annotated as Amidohydro-rel domain-containing protein. The transcript is spliced from 2 exons. Lineage: Eukaryota; Fungi; Basidiomycota; Agaricomycetes; Agaricales; Mycenaceae. The record is from RefSeq and is a predicted model, not a curated record. Bases 181 to 846 code for a protein of 221 amino acids.